This is a messenger RNA of Vittaforma corneae ATCC 50505, 561 nucleotides long. RefSeq lists its product as uncharacterized. Gene Ontology annotation, cellular component: nucleolus. The transcript has a single exon. The record is from RefSeq and is a predicted model, not a curated record. NCBI's taxonomy places the organism in Eukaryota, Fungi, Microsporidia, Nosematidae. Gene Ontology annotation, biological process: rRNA processing; ribosomal large subunit assembly. The coding region runs from base 1 to 561 and encodes 186 amino acids. Gene Ontology annotation, molecular function: rRNA binding.
AUGUCAACGAUGCUCGUAGCUACAAAAGGAGCCGAUCCAGCAACAAAAAGCACCAUCAAAGACCUGAGCAACAUGAUAGACUCCGUUGUAGAGAAUAAUUUUGAUGUUAGGAAGGAGGUGUCUCUUCUUGUGAAAUACAUGGAUGUGAAUGACUGCAAAAACACAGUAUUUUUUGAAAUAAGCAAAAGGGCACGCAGACUCUGGAUAGCAACUCCGUCAGUAACACUGAAAUUUGGUAUCCUGUCACACCAAAGUGUAUUUGAUCUAUCUACCAUCAAUAACUACCACAAGAAUGCAGGACACGUGAUUCUGUUUACAAAGGAUUUUGAAGAAAAUGAAAAAUUAAAAAUAGCCAAAACGGCGCUAGAAACUGCAUUUAAAUGCAAGGAGGAUGUUCAGAAAGAGCGGGCGCUAUGUUUCUUUUAUUUGAACGGAGUCGUAUCUAUCAGAAACUAUUUGAUUAAAGGCGUGUCUGAGAUUGGACCAAGAAUAGAUUUGGAGCUUGACAGGAUAUUUGAGGGAUGUUUCAAAGGCAAGAGGAUAGAUGAGAGCAGCCAGUGA